GCAGUUGUUUAGUAAGGACCCAGUCAACUAUAUUAUAUAUAAUAUUUAUUUUGUUAGUUUGCAAAAUUUAUUAAAUUUUUUUAUAAUAUAAUAAAAUCUAAUCAAUUAAUUAAUGUAAGUACAAGUGAAGUAAUUAUUUUUUUAAAUCUUAAAUUCAAUUUUUGUUUUUCACCUAUACAUAAUAUUCAGUGAGGUAUUUUCAUUAAUUAAAAAUAUUCUAUGGUCAUAUAAGUACUAAUCAAGAAAAAUAUAUCAGAUUGUAAAUUUUUAUUUUAAAAAUGAAAUUUACAUUUUGUAUACUGUGGCUUUUUGUGUGGAUGAGUUUACCAGCCAACGGUAUCAAAAACAUUCUUAUUGGAUUAGGAGAACCAAAUUCACCAGAAUCAUCAAGAUCAAUGAAUACUGAAGACGAAUGGUUCAUACAGAAAUUAGAUCAUUUUAAUCCUACUAACAAUAGAACGUGGAAACAGAGAUAUCAAGUGAAUUUGGACAAUUAUAAAAAUGAUGGACCCGUGUUUUUGAUGAUUGGAGGAGAAGGGGAAAUUUCAGCUAAAUGGAUGAGCAGCGGAGCCUGGAUUGAUUACGCUAAAGAAUUUAAUGCCUUAUGUUUUCAACUAGAACAUCGGUAUUAUGGCGAAAGUCACCCUACUGAAGAUAUGAGUACUAGUAAUUUAGUGUACUUGAGCAGUGAUCAAGCAUUAGCUGAUUUGGCAGAAUUCAUUGUUAAAAUCAAAAUUAAAUACAGCAUACCGUCUACAGCUAAAUGGGUAGCAUUUGGAGGAUCUUACCCUGGAACUUUAGCUGCAUGGUUAAGAAUGAAAUACCCACAUCUUAUACACGCAGCAGUUUCUUCUAGUGGGCCACUAUUAGCAAAAAUAGAUUUUAAAGAAUAUUUUAUGGUAGUAGAAAAUGCAUUAGCAACAUAUAAUCCAGAAUGCGUGUCUCAAAUAAAACAAGCAAAUCAAAUGAUCAACUAUUGUCUUAAAACCGACCAUGGAGCUAAAAUAAUUGAAAAAAAAUUCAAAUUGUGUGAUCCCUUGGACAGAAAAAACGAUAAAGAUGUAUCAUUUUUGUUUGAAAUUUUAGCUGACAAUUUCGCAAUAAUUGUACAAUACAACAAAGACAAUAGACAUUAUAAGGAUCCUGAAAGAUUGUCAGUAACAUUAGAAACUUUGUGUGAUAUAAUGGUUGACAAAUCAAUACCAACUCCAUUAGAUAGGUACGCAGCUGUUAACAGUAAACUAUUAUCCUUAAAUGGAGAAGAUUGUCAAGAUAAUAUUUAUUCCCAGUUGAUUGAUUUGUAUUUAAAUACAUCUUGGAGUAGUAGUGCAGCAGGAGGAGGUCGACAAUGGACAUAUCAAACUUGUACAGAGUUUGGAUUUUAUCAGACAUCUAGUCAAGAUGAUCAUGUGUUUGGUCAUAACUUUCCAAUUGACUUUUUUAUUAAUUUGUGCCAGGACAUUUUCGGAAAAUCAUAUAAUUCCGAGCUAUUGACAGCUGCAGUCGAACGAACUAAUACAAUGUUCGGUGAAUUGAACAUAAGAGAUAGCCGGGUAAUAUUCGUACACGGUUCGGUUGAUCCAUGGCAUGCAUUAGGUAUUACGCAAGCAAGAACAAAAAAUAACGUGGCAAUUUUUAUUAAUGGUACAUCUCAUUGCGCAAAUAUGUAUCCUCCGUCAUCGUCAGAUCUUCCAGAGUUAACACAAGCUCGUAAUACGAUCAGAUCAUAUUUGAGAGAAUGGUUGGCGGAAAAUGAUUUUGUGGAUUCAGCUCAAUAUACAUAGUUUAUGCGAUUUAACAUUUAAAUUUUAAUAUUUAUUUAUUUCGUACUUGUUGUUAUUAUUAUAUAAAAUAUAUACGUGUACGUUUAUUAUUUUUAAAGUCAUAUCCCCAUAUAUUACAUUUAAUUAUUUAAACUUAUAAUGGAUAUUUUUAAAACAAAAGUAUUUUGAUAAUAAUAAAUGAUUAUAUUAUAUACAUUAUACCUAGUA
Messenger RNA from Metopolophium dirhodum (rose-grain aphid), 1991 nucleotides. Its product is annotated as putative serine protease K12H4.7. Gene Ontology annotation, biological process: proteolysis. The record is from RefSeq and is a predicted model, not a curated record. The coding region runs from base 279 to 1784 and encodes 501 amino acids. Lineage: Eukaryota; Metazoa; Arthropoda; Insecta; Hemiptera; Aphididae. Gene Ontology annotation, molecular function: serine-type exopeptidase activity; dipeptidyl-peptidase activity. The transcript has 10 exons.